Messenger RNA from Cyprinodon tularosa, 1176 nucleotides. RefSeq names its product calcium homeostasis modulator protein 6. The transcript has 2 exons. Lineage: Eukaryota; Metazoa; Chordata; Actinopteri; Cyprinodontiformes; Cyprinodontidae. Gene Ontology annotation, molecular function: monoatomic cation channel activity. The record is from RefSeq and is a predicted model, not a curated record. Bases 520 to 1137 code for a protein of 205 amino acids.
AACAAAGUUUGUGCACUCAAACAUGAAACGUGACUCUGGCUCUAGUUUGCUGUCAAGGAAAAGUCUUUAUUAACAUUGUUAUUCAUUCUUUUCAUUUUUCCUUUUUUCAUUUAGGCUGUAUUUUGAUUUCCUUAGCCUAUAGUUUGCUUCUAGGUUAAUAAGUACAUUUCUGGCAUGAUUAUUUGCACAACUGUUUAAAAGAACAUUUGUUUAUGCCACAACAGAACAAACUUCCCUCCACUUUACAGCCCUUCCUCCCUUAUCUACGGAAGACCAUAUUUAAAAUGUAACCCCACCUGAAAUCUCACAGAGACCAAUGAGCUAGAGAAAGGUCAGAGCACACGGCACACCCUCCUUUGUUCAAAGCCAAUCAGAGUGGAAGUGUGGCAUUUUGCCUCAGGGUAAAACUUACCCCUAGAUAGAUUAAUUACGCAUCACUAAGACUGCCAAUGUGUUCACAACGGAGGACUAUCUUUUGGGCUUUUGGAGCGGUUGACUUCAUUCUUCAGUCAGUUUAGUAUGGAAAGCAGACAACAAUGGCUUAGCAGGCUGAAAAAUGAACUUAGCAACAGCCCUCUGGUAUCAAAUGUGGCUUUUGGGUUCAUCCUCAUGGGACUAGAGAAGCUCGUGGAGCUGGAGUUUGAGUGCCCUUGCAACCCUACGUGGAAUGGAGCUUUUUCUUCAGCAUUCUUCAUCAUUCCUGCUGUCAUGGCCUUCACCUUGAUGCAAAUUGUCCAAGGAUGCAGGUGCAGCGCCUGGUGCAGGGAAAUGGUUUCCCUCUCCAGUUUUGUUCCCGCCGUCAUUUGGCUGAUUUUGUUGUUCCUGGAUGGCCAGUACUUUGCCUGCGCUAUGACAGACUGGGAGGGAAGAUUUGUGCUUGUGGACAAGGCAGCUCCACAGAAAUGGUGUGAACCAAUUAGAGAGGGAGAUGUCACCACACAGGAAUUAAUGCUCCGCUCACAGCGGCUGUUUGUGUUUUCUCAGGUAAUAGGAAUAAUCCUCCUCAUUUUCAUCUGUGUGGGUCUGGUUGUGUAUGUAAUCAGAGAAAGCUGCAAACAGGAGGUGGACAUGCAGGAUACAGAUGUAGCCGAGCUCACUGUGCUCAGGAUGAGCUCACUAAGGACCAGAGCAUCCUGAGCAGACUUAACCUCUCCUUGAUGGACACUGUAAAUACCA